This is a messenger RNA of Cladophialophora yegresii CBS 114405, 1896 nucleotides long. RefSeq lists its product as uncharacterized. Gene Ontology annotation, biological process: GPI anchor biosynthetic process. Bases 1 to 1896 code for a protein of 631 amino acids. The transcript is spliced from 2 exons. The record is from RefSeq and is a predicted model, not a curated record. Gene Ontology annotation, cellular component: endoplasmic reticulum. NCBI's taxonomy places the organism in Eukaryota, Fungi, Ascomycota, Eurotiomycetes, Chaetothyriales, Herpotrichiellaceae.
AUGAAAGGCAAUGCUCUGUUGGCGCAGGCGUCGCUCGGCUCAGUCAAGGGUCGACUUAUAAGCAUCCCAACGGCCUUGCUGGUGUUUUGGAUAUUUCUCCUCUUGUGGGGGGAACGUCGCAUCUUCGAUCAAAGUGUCAGGCAGUGUCUUUGGCAACAGUGGGAGUCAUGGCCGGCUCACACACAACCUCACCAUGUCCUCCUCGUCGCAGACCCUCAAUUGGUGGACCCGCAUACGUAUCCUGACAGACCGUGGCCACUCUCAAGCUUGACAGUCCUAUACACGGACCGGUAUCUCAGGCGCUCCUACCGGCUCCUACAAGAACACCUUCAACCCGACGCGACCCUGUUCCUUGGCGAUCUGUUUGAUGGAGGCAGAGAAUGGGGCACUGGCGAGUCGAGCUCUCCAGAGCAACGAUACAGGAAGUACGGGUCGCGGUUUUGGCUAAAGGAAUACAUUCGUUUCUCGAACAUCUUCUUGCGCUCCUGGUUGACGGGCUCUUCGGUCUCGCCAGCGGAACCCACAGGCCGUCGCCUUUUAGCCUCGCUCCCUGGGAAUCAUGACCUGGGCUUUGCGGCGGGUAUACAAAUGCCCGUCAAGGAGCGCUUCGAUGCGUAUUUCGGCCCCCUGAACAGAAUCGAUAUUAUCGGCAAUCACUCUUUUGUCCAUCUCGAUACGGUGUCCCUAAGUGCCAUGGAUCAGAUUGAUCCCAAGACCGGAAGUUCAGGGACGGGAGACGGAAGCGCGGCCGCGACUGCUUCCAGCAAAAUCUGGAAACCGGUCGAGGACUUCCUUGCCGAAGCCAAAACUAUCAGAGCCAAGGCCAUUCAACAUACAUGCGAAACAAGAUUCAGCUGGAAGAAUCCUGCUCCCCUAUCGCUCGUCCCGGAAGUACAACGAGCCGAUCAGACUGAAUCCUCGAAGACACCCCAAAACUCACUUUACCCAGUCAGCUCUUCACAGUUCCCAACAAUUAUCCUCUCCCACGUCCCGCUGUACCGCUCCGCUGAGGCCAAUUGUGGACCCAUGCGAGAACGAGGCUCCGCCAUCCCACUGCAGGCAGGGUACCAGUAUCAGAACGUCCUAACGCCGCUGAUAUCAAACGACAUAGUCAAGCACCUGACUGCCGAAGAAAUCACCAUGAUCUACUCAGGCGACGACCACGAUUACUGCGAGAUCGAACACAACGAAUUCACUGGCCGGAUCAGAGAAAUCACCGUCAAGAGUAUAAGUUGGGCCAUGGGCAUCCGCAAACCCGGUGUCCAACUCGUUAGCCUGUGGAAUCCCGUCGGCGUGGACAAAGCCAUGUCCAAUGACCCGAAACUAUCAACUCCGCGAGACACGGUGCAGAACCACAUGUGUCUCCUCCCGGACCAACUGAGCAUCUUCAUCCGCUACGGGCAAGCAGCAGGGCUGACGCUCUUCAUCCUCCUCCUGAGCGCUCUUCGAUAUAACCCUUCAGCCGCAGUCUCCCAGGCGCAGCACGAGAAGUCAGAGGCCUCUCUCCUCCCGACCGCUGAAUCCCGCCGCGCCCAUGAAUCCAGUAACCACUCCAAUAGCUCGUGCGUCCAGAGUGGCGGAAGCUCACACUCGCACUCACACCUCUUCACGCGCAAACCGGGCUACGGUCACAUCCCAGCCUCAUCGCGCACGGCGUCGCCCGUGCCCUCGAAACCUCCAUACAUCGAGCACGCCCGGAACGCGUACCCCAUAGGACCCGUGGACGUCGCCGGCAACAACGACGACGACGACUGGGGCAUGCCCAAACGGAUGGUUGCGAUGGCGAAGCGCAGGAAUUUGCCGCCCGCGACAAGACUUGCGUAUUUGCGCCGUGAAAUAGGACGGACCGCGUGGCCGGUGUUGGCGGUCUAUAUGUGGUUAUUAUGGAACGGAUGA